Molecule: messenger RNA, 762 nt
Organism: Owenia fusiformis
Lineage: Eukaryota; Metazoa; Annelida; Polychaeta; Sabellida; Oweniidae
Source: the annotation of a GenBank genome assembly
CACGAAACGGAACACUGGGCUGAUGAUCGCUGGGAUAUGGAUAUACGCAACUCUAAUCACGAUACCCCCAUUGUUUGGUUGGGGGGCAUUUGGAUACGAGAGACGCAACUAUACAUGUACAAUAAGCUGGCGCAACAACAUGUCCUACACACUGUUCUUGGCAGCCAACCUAAUAUUGAUAGCUGAGGUGACAGUCGCAGCUUGCUACUAUGCUAUCUUCAAAGCUGUGAGAAGGAGUGCCAAGCGCAUUGAAGACCACAAAGGGCAAAUGAACCUUGGGGAAAUGCCAAAGAAAAGAGACGAUCGAGUAGCUAUCCAGUUGUUUGUUAUCUUCAUCGCAUACAACAUUUGCUGGGGGCCUUACUUAAUAACAUCAGCCUUUAUUGAAUCUGACAAUUUCAACAUCUCAAUGGUUGGGUUUUUCAUUAUGAGUGUCCUAAUUGUAUUGAAUUCAUGCUGCAAUCCACCUAUUUAUUUCUUCAUGAAUCGACAAUUUAGGGAGGCUAUCACAAGUUUUUUUCCUACAUGUAAAUGUUGCCACCAGGAUAUCACAAGUCAUAGCACAACCCCUACUACAAAUGGUGGCAGAAUGCAUCCGAGAGACAACACAAACAACACUAGUUCAUAUGAAUCAGAGCCUACAAGAACCUAAAGUAUUUCAUAAACUUACAAUAUCAUGAAUGUCAAGUUUAUCAUGAAACUGAAAUAAUAGGGAGUUUAAGCUUACAAUGUUUUUUACAACCUAAACGUGAAUGGAAAAUA